Paramisgurnus dabryanus is the source of this 4465-nucleotide messenger RNA. It is a transcript of the gene sema3aa, whose product is annotated as sema domain, immunoglobulin domain (Ig), short basic domain, secreted, (semaphorin) 3Aa. Gene Ontology annotation, cellular component: glutamatergic synapse; plasma membrane; axon. NCBI's taxonomy places the organism in Eukaryota, Metazoa, Chordata, Actinopteri, Cypriniformes, Cobitidae. Gene Ontology annotation, molecular function: neuropilin binding; chemorepellent activity; semaphorin receptor binding. The record is from RefSeq and is a predicted model, not a curated record. Gene Ontology annotation, biological process: semaphorin-plexin signaling pathway; positive regulation of cell migration; neural crest cell migration.
UCGCUCUCAUUCAGGCUGAGCUGUGGACACAACCAGAAGCAGUCUGUGAGAGUGUGUGUGAGAGUGCGUGUGUGUGAUUGCCGGAUCCCCGCUGAAACUCUACCUCUCCGAAAAACUCAAAGAGUCCCACUCAGCCAUCCACCUCACCAACCCAUCCCAGAGGAGUACACCUUUACCCCCACGACUACUGAAACGCCCCCCACAUGGAGCCAUGUGAACCGCCGUCUCCUGCCCGGCUUGGGAUCUGAUUUUGGAUUGCCUCCUCAGGGAGAAGCUCCAGGCACUGGAUCUUUUGAAGUAAGGAGGGACUGCGAAGAUCUCCCCCAUCCCGGAGGGAAUCACUGUGCUCUGGGCGUUGUGGGCUGCAAGCCCCCCUGGGCUGGAGGCCAGCGCUCCAGCACCAUGGAUUACCUAGUUUGGAUUUUUCUGCUGAUGUGUGGGGUGGCGUUACCUGGAAGAGUUGCACCCCAGCACCCCAAAGACAACGUCCCCAGACUGAAGCUGUCUUAUAAGGAAAUGCUAGAUUCCAGUAAUCUGCUGACUUUCACCGGUUUUGCAAACAGUUCAAGUUACGACACGUUCCUAUUGGAUGAAGAGAAAGGGAGAUUAUUGGUUGGAGCAGAGGACCACGUCUUGUCUUUUGACUUGGUCAACAUCAACAGAGACGUCAAGCUGAUCGCCUGGCCUGCCACGCCUUCAAAACGUGAUGAAUGCAAAUGGGCUGGAAAAGACCUGGGGAAAGAUUGCUCGAACUUUGUCCGAGUACUGCAGCCUUAUAACCAGACGCAUAUUUACGUGUGUGGCACCGGAGCUUUCCAUCCAAUCUGUGCUUACCUGGAGAUGGGCAAACGUGCAGAGGACAAUAUCUUCAGACUGGAUCCCAACUUUGAAAAUGGACGUGGGAAAAGUCCCUACGAUCCAAAGAUGCUGUCAUCUUCGCUCCUGAUCGAUGGCGAGCUCUACUCCGGAACAUCAGCGGAUUUUAUGGGUCGAGAUUUUGCCAUUUUCCGCACGCUUGGAUCACAACAUCCAAUCAGGACCGAGCAGCACGACUCCAGAUGGCUUAAUGACCCCAGGUUUGUUGGAAUACACCUGAUCCCUGAGAGCGAUAAUCCUGAAGAUGAUAAGAUCUUCCUGUUCUUCAAAGAAAACGCAAUGGAUGGGGAACAUACAGGCAAAGCUACUAUCUCCAGGAUAGGACAACUGUGUAAGAAUGAUAUGGGUGGACACAGGAGUCUCGUGAACAAAUGGACGACCUUCCUGAAAGCUAAGCUGACCUGCUCAGUGCCGGGGCUCAAUGGCAUAGACACACAUUUUGAUGAGCUGCAGGAUGUCUUUCUGAUGAGUGCCAAAGACCCAAAGAAUCCAGUGAUCUACGCUGUGUUUACUACAUCCAGUAAUAUCUUCCGUGGAUCGGCUAUAUGCAUGUAUAGUAUGGCAGACAUCCGAAGGGUAUUUCUAGGUCCAUAUGCCCAUAGGGAUGGGCCAAACUACCAGUGGGUUCCCUUCCAGGGCAGAGUGCCAUACCCCCGUCCUGGCACAUGUCCCAGCAAAACAUUUGGAGGCUUUGAUUCCACCAAAGAUCUGCCAGAUGAUGUCAUCACGUUUGCACGCCUCCACCCGGCCAUGUAUAAUCCCGUGCAGCCGAUGGGUGGGAAGCCCAUCAUUGUGCGCACCAAUGUCGAGUACCAGUUUAGUCAGCUGGUGGUGGACCGCGUGGAAGCAGAGGAUGGCCAGUAUGACGUCAUGUUCAUCGGCACAGAUUUAGGGACCGUGCUAAAGGUGGUGACCAUUCCCAGAGAAAGCUGGCAUGAUCUGGAGGAAGUCGUGCUGGAGGAGAUGACUGUGUUCAGGGAGCCAACACCUAUUACAGCCAUGGAGCUCUCCACUAAACAACAACAGCUGUACCUGGGGUCGGACUUAGGGAUUUCCCAGAUGCCCUUGCACCGCUGCGAGGUGUACGGAAAAGCGUGCGCCGAGUGCUGCUUGGCGAGAGAUCCAUAUUGUGCUUGGGAUGGGACAGAGUGCUCCAGAUAUUUUCCCACUGCUAAGAGGAGAACAAGACGGCAGGACAUCAGAAAUGGAGAUCCUCUUUCUCAGUGCUCAGAUUUACAACACAAUGAUGAUCUGGAGGGUUACAGCAGCGUGGAGGAGAGAAGCGUGUAUGGGGUGGAGAACAGCAGUAUGUUUUUGGAGUGCAGCCCAAAAUCUCAGAGAGCUUUAAUCUACUGGCAACUCCAGAAACCAAACGAUGAGCAUAAACUUGAGAUUACGUUUGAUGACCGAGUGAGUCUUACAGGCCACGGUUUGCUGAUCAGAAGUCUAACCCAAUCUGAUUCAGGCAUCUACCACUGUCACGCCGUGGAGCACGGCUUUAUCCAGCCCCUGCGACGCAUUAACCUUCAGGUCAUCCCUUCUCAGCGCGUGGGUGAGCUGCUGCUCCGGGCAGGAGCCAACGAUAAAGAGCCGUCCCCCAAACACAAACUCUGGUACAGGGAUUUCAUGAGCCUCCUGGAACAUCCGGAUCUCAACAGCGUGGACGAGUUCUGCGAGCGGGUUUGGAAGAGAGAGAGGAAGCCGAAAGGAAAGAAAUCUCCCAAAGUCAACGCUGGAACCGGCGUGAAAGCAGAAAAAAAUCUUCAAGCGAGCACGCGCAGCUUACAGAAUCCGAACGGCCAGAGGAACCAAAACGCAGCCAGAGCGCCGAGCAAUCCCAGCGUUCAGGUUCUUCCCAAGUCAGCCGGUCUGCAACGGAUUCAAGUCCCCGCAAGUACCGCCAAACCGGACGGCGGGACGAUCCUCCAGAUCACGCAGAAGACCGCAACGGAGACCCAAAGAGCACAGCCGAACCCGGGAAAGAAAGGCGUUCAGACGGCACAGAGAGGACCUCCGCAAACAGCCAAGUGGAAACAGCUUCAGGAGAACAAGAGGGGUCGUAACCGUCGGACCCAUGAACAGCAAAGACCACCGCGCAGUGUGUAAAAACAUACGCAUAAAUAUACACGCACACACGCUUCCAACCAUCGACCAUUUACACGAGCACAAAACCUCGAGUUACUGUGCGUGAGGUGAACUUAACUGGAAUCAUGUUCAUUUGUUCACCGAGGAAAGCACAUCCACCUUGUUGUUGUGAUGUAACGGCAAAGACCUCUAACACUAGUGAAUGUCCAAACUUCAUACACACGAUGGAUACGAGACUGCUUUGACAGCGAGACUAUCGUUUGCCAAAAACUCUGAGAUGUGAUGGUGCCAAUGGGAAAAUGUAAACGACAUUGUAAUCGUCUGUAUUGGGAUACGGAUGGGAAUGGGAGCCAGAGACGGGUUUCUCUAAUUUGUAAAGACUGUAAUAUAGCCGCUAUAGGUGCAAGCAUUGUACAACUGGUGAAAGGUGAACGGCUUUAGGCAUGCCUCAGUAACCGCUUGUCUAACCUGUGAUCCUCGUUCGUGUAAUUACAUUUGAGAUGUCGAGUGGGCUUGACUGACUUCAAUAACUGUGGUGACCAUUUCUGCCAAAUGUUACAAUGUGCAUGAGAAUGAAUAAGCUCUUCCAAGAUAGUUACACACUAUCUUCAGAUCACGACAGUGUCUGGGUGGUUGCAUUAAAAAUGAAAGAAUGUGUCUUGUGUGUAUCGCAGCAUCUUUUUAAAGGAUGUUAUUAAGAUAGUUUCAUUAAGUCUGUAGUGUAUUUCUAAAUUAUUAUUAUUAUACUCAUAUUUCAUAAGGUUGCGUCAUAUUAAUUCGCUAUUAAUCAGUCUAUGUUAGGCUGAAUGCAGAGUGACCCUAGUAUCUGUACAUAUAUACAUACAGCAGAACACCACGUGAUUAUUUAUUGCUGGUAAUUGUUUAUUGUUCAAAGGGUUGCAUUUAUUUUUGAUAUUUUUUCUAUUCGGUUGUAAACGUGUUACUGACAGGCCACAGUAUCUUUAGAUGGACCAACUUUUUUUCUUUUUUUCUCUAAUAUUCGUCUUAAACCUUUGCAGAUUUAUUUUUAUUUCUCGUUAACUUCUUUUUCUGUCUCUUUGUGCAAACAAUAAAUCAUCUCAUUAGCUGUGAAUCUCCCUGAAAAGGUGUGUGGGUUAAGUCUUCACACUGCAUGUGAAUUCUGCCGUUGUCCAUCAUUAUAUGUCGUGUGAAUGGUCAUUUACGUGCCAUGCGAGGUGUAUGAGAUGUGAAUAUUUUUUGCCAUUUGAAGAUUGUCAUCUUAACAUACCCUGUUCCUUUUAUGUAGUAUAGGUUUGUAGUCUUCACAUACAUUUUCCCCUCUGAUUAAUUGGCGAAAUUGUCAUUCGAUGCAAUACGGAGUUCUGUCCACCAGAUGGCGCUCCCGUCCACUCACUUGAACCAGAUGGAGAUCAUAUGGAGCUGGUUGGUGCAAGAAGGCUUUGGAGCGGAAGGGAGCUGUCAGUUAUGUACAAUUGGUGUUUCUGGCAUGCAUUUGGUUGUCUAAAUAAAUAUUUCCUCUAUA